Molecule: messenger RNA, 1676 nt
Organism: Lolium rigidum
Lineage: Eukaryota; Viridiplantae; Streptophyta; Magnoliopsida; Poales; Poaceae
Product: DUF21 domain-containing protein At2g14520-like
Exons: 11
Coding region: 44-1306 (420 amino acids)
Biological process (GO): magnesium ion homeostasis
Cellular component (GO): intracellular membrane-bounded organelle
Source: RefSeq, a predicted model, not a curated record
AGACUGAGAGAGAGGGAAGCUUCGCGGCGGCGGCGGCGGCGGGAUGGCGGUGGAGUACCACUGCUGCGGGGCGGGCUUCUUCGAGCACAUCGCCAUCAUCGUCGUGCUCGUCGUCUUCGCGGGACUCAUGUCCGGCCUCACCCUCGGCCUCAUGUCCCUCAGCCUCGUCGACCUCGAGGUCCUAUCCAAGUCAGGCACCGAAAAGGACCGCAAGCACGCUGCUAAGAUAAUGCCUGUCGUAAAAAACCAGCACCUUUUGCUAUGUACACUUCUGAUCUGCAAUGCUGUAGCCAUGGAGGCAUUGCCAAUAUUUCUUGAUGGCUUGGUGACUGCUUGGGGUGCGGUUUUGAUCUCUGUGACAUUGAUUCUGCUGUUCGGUGAGAUCUUACCACAAUCCAUCUGCUCACGCUAUGGGCUGGCAAUUGGCGCCUCAGUUGCUCCAUUUGUCAGAGUGCUUGUUUGGAUCUGCUUUCCUGUUGCAUAUCCGAUAGCCAAGCUGCUGGAUUAUAUGCUUGGUCAUGGUAAAGCAGCCCUUUUCCGUAGAGCUGAGCUAAAAACACUUGUGAGACUGCAUGGAAAUGAGGCUGGUAAAGGUGGAGAGUUAACCCAUGAUGAAACUACUAUAAUAGCUGGAGCUCUAGAGCUCACUGAAAAGAAAGCUAAAGAUGCUAUGACUCCGCUUUGUGAAACAUUUGUGAUUGAUAUAAAUGGGAAGCUUGACAGGAAACUAAUGCAAGAGGUCAUUGAGAAGGGUCAUAGCAGGGUGCCAGUUUAUUAUGAAAGGGAGACAAACAUUAUUGGAUUGAUAUUGGUGAAGAAUUUAUUAUCCAUUAACCCUGAUGAUGAAAUUCCCAUUAAGAGUGUAACUAUCCGCAAAAUUCCUCGCGUUUCAGAAGACUUGCCCCUCUAUGACAUCCUAAACGAAUUCCAGAAGGGUCACAGCCACAUGGCAGUUGUCAUCAGACAAAACAUUCCAAGUUACCCAGAUAAAGAGCUCAACAAUGGUGGUGAAACUCUUGAGGUCGCCAUUGCCAUCGAUGAUAAACUUGGUGAAAAGGCUGCGAAAAACCUUACUCCUCUGAGGAGAUGGAAGAGCUACCCCAACACCCUGAACUCUAAUACAGGAAGCAGGAGGGGGAAAUGGUCCAAAGAUCAAUCGGAUGUUCUUCAAGUACACGAGGAGCCAUUGCCCACACUCAGUGAAUAUGAAGAAGCUGUUGGUAUCAUAACAAUGGAGGAUGUCAUUGAAGAACUGCUACAGGAGGAGAUAUACGACGAAACAGAUGUACACGUCGAGGAACAAUAACACGUUGCUGGAGUUUCCACCGCUUCCCAUUUUGGACCUGGAUAGUUAAUUGCGUGCCACGCCAGUUUUGUGCUGAGGCCUGAGGGGGAGAACAAUCUGUAAUAGUGUGAAACGUUGCAGUAGUAAAUGUGUAUAGACGAAUAUACUGAACAUUAGUUCGUUUGAACUGUUGCUGUGAAUGUUGGGUACGUUGGUAGGCAGAAGUGGGCGCUCGGUCCUGAACCUGCAUGAUUGACCGAGCAUCUUCGUCUGAACUGUUGAUGUGAAUGUUGAGUAAGUUGGUAGGAGGAGCAUUGAAUUGCAGUCGGUCCUGAAGCCCCAGGAUUGCAAUGUUUCUGAAACUGUAUCGAUUAUCCUGAGAUGUUUUUUU